GAAGUGAGUGCGGGGAAGGUGAAGUCAAACUGGACAUGGCUCGUACUUUGCUGUGUAGAGGUGUAGGUGUGUUUCGGUUCAGCAGGGUAACACCACUGCUCUCUGCUCCUCGGUUCUCUACUCAGACCGAACCGGAGCCGCUAACAGUGAGACAACAGAACCACGGAAUCAGGAGAAUAAUAUUAGAUAAUCCAGCUAAGAGGAAUGCUCUGUCUUUGCCCAUGCUGGAGUCGCUCAGAGAGAACAUCCUGACUGAUGUUGACAGCAAUGAUCUCAGAGUUAUCAUCAUAUCAGCCAAAGGUCCGGUGUUUUCAUCCGGGCACGACCUGAAGGAGCUGACGUCAACCCAGGGCCGGGAGUAUCACACUAAGGUGUUUCACACCUGUGCAGAGGUCAUGACUCUGAUACAAGACAUACCUGUUCCAGUGAUCGCCAUGGUAAAUGGUGUUGCCACGGCAGCUGGAUGCCAGCUGGUUGCCAGCUGUGACAUUGCCGUGGCAACAGAGAAGUCCACUUUUGCUACACCAGGCGUUAAUGUGGGUCUGUUCUGCUCAACGCCAGCGGUGGCCAUCGGCAGAGCGGUGCCGAGGAAGGUUGCCAUGGAGAUGUUGUUCACCGGAGCUCCCAUCUCAGCCCAUGAUGCUCUGCUGCAUGGUCUGAUUAGCAAGGUGGUGCCAGAGGAGCGAUUAGAGGAGGAAACAUUAGCCAUCGCCCAGCGGGUGUGUCAAGCCAGCCGACCUGUUGUUGCUCUCGGAAAGGCCACUUUCCAAAGACAAAUGGCUCAAAGCAGAGAUGCAGCAUAUACUACUGCCUCCAAGGUAAUGGUGGAAAACCUGGCCCUGAAAGAUGGGCAGGAGGGCAUUCAGGCCUUCAUACAGAAACGCAAGCCAGUGUGGAGCCAUAAAGCAGAAAAAGCACAUGACUGACCAACUAUUGGAGACCAUUUUCUUGGGAUUAUCUGCACUAGUGCAUAUGAUUUUCAGUUUUUGGUGUACAGAAAUUAGCACCAAUCCUCUGUCAAUAUAUGGACUAUGCUGCUUGUAAAAUGCACAUUUGUAAUUUGAGUUUUAAGAUCUUCGUCUAUGAGGAUUUCCUCUGUUAUGCCAUGACCACAGGAGAGACACUGAACCUUCAUCUGCCUUACACGCCACAAUAUGGUAAUGACCAGGAGACCCAGGAUGGCGGACCACUGAUCAGUGAUAAUGCCAAAGAAUGCUUUGUAUUGUUGGAUGUGUUAAAUCUGGUUUGGGUAACAAAUUGCACAGAAGUGGAUGCUUAAAAUAAACUUUGUGUUUUUCUUGUUUAA
This is a messenger RNA of Melanotaenia boesemani (Boeseman's rainbowfish), 1306 nucleotides long. RefSeq names its product enoyl CoA hydratase domain containing 3 (gene echdc3). Gene Ontology annotation, cellular component: mitochondrion. The transcript has 6 exons. Gene Ontology annotation, molecular function: hydro-lyase activity. Lineage: Eukaryota; Metazoa; Chordata; Actinopteri; Atheriniformes; Melanotaeniidae. The record is from RefSeq and is a predicted model, not a curated record. Bases 36 to 926 code for a protein of 296 amino acids.